Molecule: messenger RNA, 1518 nt
Organism: Fusarium sp. VM40
Lineage: Eukaryota; Fungi; Ascomycota; Sordariomycetes; Hypocreales; Nectriaceae
Source: the annotation of a GenBank genome assembly
AUGUUAAGAAGAGGAAUCGUUGUGGGAGCUAUUCUGAUAGCCAUCCUGAGCUUUUGGUCUGCCACACGUCCUCCAGCAACAUUGCCACCAUUGAUAUCCGGCCGUAAAAAUGUUGUCCUUUUCGUUACAACUGGAGCCAAAGGCCUCGCCAACGUGCAUCUAGCAACUAGUAACGUCCUAUCUUCGACAUAUCCAGGGCUGGAUAUCCACUACGCGUCGUUUGCGAAGCUGAAGCCUGAUGUUGAACGCGUUUCGUCUACUAAUAAUCCCAUCAAAUGGCACGAGCUACCGCCUCCAGAUAUUCUACAAACAGUCGAUCGCGAGUAUGGCAGUAUCGAUGGGCUUGCUGCUCCUCCUGGCCUUGAUGGCCUUACUAAGUUGAUGAGCGAUGUACAGAUAAUGUUGACCCCAUGGACUGCCGAGGAGCACUGGCACCUGUAUCAAACUAUCAAGGAGCUGAUCUACCAAGUUGACCCUGCUGUUGUAGUGUUGGAUACCGGCUUUCGACCAGCUGCAGAAGCAGUGCAAGACUCUAGGUAUAGGUAUAUCGUUAUCUGUCCAAAUACUCUCAUCGACUCGUUUCCGCACAAGCAGCCAUGGGGAGCUAUGCUCUGGAAAUAUCCUCCCAUUGCUUCUGGUCAUCCUUUCCCUGUGCCAUGGAGACUUAUUCCGACCAAUAUCUAUCUUCAACUACGCAUGAUAUAUGGUGUUUUGGUAGCACCGGGUGUUAAGGAAAAGAGGAAUUACCUUUUGGGAAAGGGCAUUAAUAAUCCGAUUGACCUCAUGGGCAAUCAGAGACAUGAUGUACCUUGGCUCGCAGCAUCUCUUCCAGAAGCGAGCCUCCCAUUAAUGCAUGUGCCCGAGGGUGCCAAAUUCUGCGGCCCCAUUGUUCUUGAGGCGGCUCCUCUAGAGGAGCAAGACGCACAUAUGGCUGCUUGGCUAAAGCAGGCGCCAACCAUACUUAUAAACCUCGGUAGCGUCGUCAAAUUUGACAACGCUGAGGCUCAGUCAAUGGUAGCCGCAUUGCUCCCAAUUCUCGAAACCACCAACAAUCAGGUCUUGUGGAAAAUAAAGAAACGCCAUGACUUCGAUAACUCCUUUCUAAACCCUAUUAGAGAGUAUAUGGCCAGUGGGAGAAUUAGGAUUGAGUCUUGGAUCAAGGCCGAUCCGGCUGCGUUGCUUGCGACUGGAGAUAUAAGGCUUGUUGUUCAUCACGGGGGUGCAAACAGUUACCACGAAGCGAUUUUAUACGGGGUGCCUCAGAUCAUCCUUCCAAAAUGGUUCGACCUGUACAACUACGCAGCAACAGCUGAGUACGUCGGCGUCGGUAUUUGGCCUACUAAAACGACGGCACCGAACUGGACAGUCGAGGCCUUAAGUAGCGCCUUGAUAGGAGCUAUUUCGAAUGAGGCUCUAAAGGAAACGGCCCAGAGACUAGGGCAAGUAGCACGGCAAUAUGAAGGUCGACUCUUAGCGGCCAGAGAGGUUGCUGCAAUUGCUUCAAAAGGACAAGAGUAG